This is a messenger RNA of Pseudogymnoascus verrucosus, 840 nucleotides long. RefSeq lists its product as uncharacterized. The record is from RefSeq and is a predicted model, not a curated record. The transcript has a single exon. Lineage: Eukaryota; Fungi; Ascomycota; Leotiomycetes; Thelebolales; Thelebolaceae. The coding region runs from base 259 to 840 and encodes 193 amino acids.
CAACACCAACAGUGGUGGGGUAGCGCCAACGACAGGUGCUGGCGAGGUGCAUGUAGCGCCAACAACGAGGCAGACUUGAUGGAUGAUAGGCAGGCAUUGGAUGGGGAGGUAGAAACGUGGAACGGGGUUAUUUGAUUUUCGGCGGGUAGCUGGAGCCUCGUUUGUAUGAGGGGCCUGGGGUAUAGAUAGUGGUUGUGCCAUUUCUAUCUUACGAGAAACCGCACAUACACCCUUCCUACAAGCAAACCAACCCAAAAAAUGGGCGCCUACCUCUCAACCCUCCUGAACCGCCUCGUCGGCACCACCACUGUCCGACACACACAACAAACCCACACCUACCACGACCUCAAAGCACCCCUCCCAUCCAGCCACCAGUCAUUCGACGAAAAGUUCCCCCUCCUCACAACCACAUCCGCCGCUUCACCUUCUACCAACUUCCUAGUCCCAGGCGUCCCAAAAACCGACGCACAACUCGCCGACGAAUUCAGCGGCCUGAUUCUCUUCUCCCGCACCCCCACCAUCUUCCGCCAUCGCCUUUCCACCACCUUCCCCCCUCCACCUACUACUGCUUCCGAUGUCAGCACCACAUCGUGGACAUCGUCCCUCGCCCUCGCAAUCCUCCACUCCAUCACCGCCGCCAUCGAAGCCGGUGUCCCGCUUGGGGCUGCGAAGGAGGUUGUGGAGACGGCGAACAGGGAUGUAGAGGGGUGGAUUGGGGAACAUCCGGUUAUGGCGGGGGUGGUGGCGAUGGUUGUUGCCCUUGGGGUGUUGGUGGUGGUUGCGCCGUGGGUGGUGGAGGGGUUGGGGUUUGGGGGGGUGGGGGUUAGAUUGGGUGAGUGA